AUGAUGAAGUACUACAGUUCCAAUAGUGAGGUCAACAUGAGGUCGCAGAAGAAGAGAAGGGCAAGGUUCACAAAGAAGAAGCAUGAUUCUAAUGCUUGUGAGUCACCUUUGACAUUCAAACUUUUGAAAUGGUGGUCUGAUACUGUGUAUUUUGAAGGAAAUUCAGAUGAUGAGGUGAGAAGUGUUGGAAAAGGAAGGAAAUUGAAGAAAAGAAAGGUUGCCACAUCUGGUAUGUCACCUUCAACCUUACCACUGUACAGUUCUGAGUGGAGCAAAAAAUCAGAUGACUCUGGUGAUGAGAUACAUCCUGUUGAUCUCAUGAUCUUUGUCUAUGUGAAGAAGCUGAAUCCUCCUUGCACAGCAAAAGGUAAGGUUGAAGAAAGUGACAAGUAUGCCCAGAAAGGACCCUUCAAGCUCAGUUCAAAUGAUGACUAUGGCACCUUCCUCCACAAAGUGUCCACUGUGUUGCCAAGCCUGAUUCUUCAUAUCAUUGAGGACAAGAUGUCAUGGAAGCCUCAAAUGCCACAAAACGCAAAGCCAUUGCCAAUGGGUGCAUCAAUGGGAGGUCUUUAUUGUUCCCCUAUGAUUCCUGCCAAGCUCUGCCUGAGCUAG
Molecule: messenger RNA, 612 nt
Organism: Laccaria bicolor S238N-H82
Lineage: Eukaryota; Fungi; Basidiomycota; Agaricomycetes; Agaricales; Hydnangiaceae
Exons: 2
Coding region: 1-612 (203 amino acids)
Source: RefSeq, a predicted model, not a curated record